Messenger RNA from Yarrowia lipolytica CLIB122, 11430 nucleotides. RefSeq lists its product as uncharacterized. Gene Ontology annotation, molecular function: protein binding. NCBI's taxonomy places the organism in Eukaryota, Fungi, Ascomycota, Dipodascomycetes, Dipodascales. The record is from RefSeq and is a predicted model, not a curated record. Gene Ontology annotation, cellular component: nucleus; SAGA complex; NuA4 histone acetyltransferase complex. Gene Ontology annotation, biological process: regulation of DNA-templated transcription; DNA repair.
AUGCGCGACGCUUCAACCCAGGCGCAAGUUGAUGCGUUCCACAGCCGUCUGAGCGAUGAUUCCGACCUAAAAUCAAAAGUAGUCGCUGCGUCAGAACUCCGAGAUGCCGUUGAUUCAUUUCAAUCUUCCCCCGCAGACUACGAAUACUAUCUGCAGAAGAUGAUGCCGGUAUACACCAAAAUCUUGGAGUCCACCCCCGUGUCUUUCACGAGUAUUUCCGUCGAGCAAAAACUCCGAUCAUCGAUCCUCGAAAUACUCCUUCGUCUACAAACCAACGAUCUCCUCAAACCCUACUCCUCCGCUCUGUUGGAGCAAAUCAUGUCCAUCCUCCGUACCGACAACGAAGAAAACGGAGUGACAUGUAUGAAAAUCCUCACGGCCCUGCACAAGGGCUACAAGGCGCACCUGGGCGGCGACCACGUGACCCAGUUCCUUGAGCUCGUCACCGACCUCUACAAGAACAUCCCCUCGGUCGUCAAGGACACGUUUGGCGUCAACCAGACCGGCUCCUCAAACUUCCAGUCCCCCAUGUCGCCGUCUCUAGUCUCUGACGGAGACGUGAGCGUCGCCACACCUGGCGGAGCAGCUUCUCGCCCCCUGGCCAAGUCGUUGUUCUCAUUCAAGGUGCUCAUUGAGUGCCCCAUCAUUGUGGUACUGCUCUUCUCCACCCACAGAGCCAUGGUGCCCACACUCUUGCCUCAGUUCCUGCCUCACGUGAUUGAGAUGCUGAGAAUUCAAGCCCCUCCCCAGGCCGAGGCCCAUGCCCAGGCCGAGGCUCGUGGCGAUAUCCUGACGACCAUCUCGCCCCAGAUCCGCAACCGCGCGGCUUACGGCGACUUCAUCACCUGCCAGGUCAAGACCAUGUCGUUUCUGGCAUACGCGCUGCGAGGCUUCCCGCCGUUUCUGCAGGAAUAUCACGUGAUCAUUCCCGAUCUCGUGGUGCGUCUUCUUCAGGACUGCCCCUGCGAGCUUUCCGCCGCUCGAAAGGAGCUCCUGGUCGCCGCUCGACACAUUACGUCGACGGAUAUAAGGACCAUGUUCAUCCCCAAAAUUGACAUUCUGCUGGAGGAGCGGGUGUUGAUUGGUGAUGGUCUGACAGUCAGAGAAACGCUCAAGCCGCUGGCAUACUCUAUCAUGGCGGAUCUCAUUCACCACGUGCGCAGCGAAUUGACGCUCCAGCAAAUCUGGAAGACUGUCAAGGUGUACUGCGCCAAUAUGCUGGACGCGUCGCUGGCCAACUCGUUCCAGAUUAUGAGUGCCAAGCUGCUCCUGAACCUUGUGGACCCGAUCAUGAAGCUGCAGGAUCGCAACGAGGGCCGUCAGACCAUGGUAUUGAUUCUGAAUGCCUUCACAGAGCUCUUCGGUGCCCUCAACAGAACAUAUCCCAAUGUCAUGAGGGGCCACGAGCGGUGGCUGAAAGAGCAGGCUGAGAAGAAGGCUGAAGGUGGAGACAAACCCAUUGCUGAAGUCAAGCCCGAGGAGGACAUCCAGGUUGACGUGAAGCUGGGAACCUCUGCUGAGUCAUCUGGGCUCAAACGCAAGGCCGAGGACCUAGAAGUCGACGAGGUCGAGUCCAACGAUGUCGUCCCGCAGAAGCCCCGGAUCGAAUCCGAGUACGACUUUGACUACUUUGAGAUCCAGGCGUCGUCGCUGAUCAAGAUUCACCCUACUCCCACGACGGAUCCCCUCGAGGACGCCCGUUACUUGUUCAAGAACCUCAUGAACUUCCUCAAAACGGUCAUGUUUGGCCUCAAGUCGUGCAACCCACCAUGUCCAAUUGCCGACAUUAGCGAGGCUGUGUGGAACGAGUCCGCCCGACUGUUCAACUUUGAGCAAAUUACUAUCUUCCGCAAGCUGUUUGAGGAGGGCAUCAAGGGUCAUCUGUUUUUCGCCUCUCACGUGACCGACAAGACCGCUACGGUCGCCAACAACGACCUCGGUGCCCCCUCGCUGCCUGUGGUCAGUUCCAAAGCCGAGAAGGAUCUCAUGGAGACAUUUGUGACCGUGUUCAUUCACAUUGACUCGGCGUCGUUCAACGAGAUCAUCGAGAGCGAGCUCCCCUUUCUCUACGACGCCAUGUUCUCCAAUUCUGCACUGCUUCACAUCCCCCAAUUCUUCAUGGCUUCCGAAGCUACUUCUGCCAACUUCUCUUCGUUGCUGAUUUCGUUUCUGAAGGAGAAGCUCCCUGAGCUCGGAGACGGAAACAUUCAAAAAUCAAACAUUCUGAUCCGGCUCUUCAAGCUGUGUUUCAUGGCGGUGAACCUGUUCCCCGCUCAGAACGAGGCUGUUCUUCUACCACAUCUCAAGAGUCUCAUUAUCGACUCGAUGAAACUGACCACCACCAGCAAGGACCCAAUCGUGUACUUUUACCUGCUGCGAACAUUGUUCCGAAGCAUUGGAGGAGGCAGAUUCGAGCUGCUAUACAAGGAGGUGCUCCCUUUGCUCCAGUCGCUGCUCGAGUCACUGAAUAAGCUGCUUCUGACUGCCAGAAAGCCACAGGAGAGAGAUAUUUACGUCGAGCUGUGUCUCACGGUUCCCGUGCGUCUUUCUGUGCUCGUCCCGCACCUCUCCUACCUCAUGUCUCCGCUUGUCGUUGCUCUCAACGGCUCUCAGGAGCUCGUGUCGCAAGGUCUCCGGACUCUCGAGCUCUGCGUCGACAACCUCACGGCCGAGUACUUUGACCCCAUCAUCGAGCCCGUUAUGGACAAGGUGAUGCAGGCGCUGUGGAACCAUCUCAAGCCGUUGCCGUACUACCAUCAGCACUCGCAUACGACUUUGAGGAUCCUGGGCAAGCUGGGUGGCAGAAACAGACGUUUUCUGACUCCUCCCGACAACCUCAAGACGAUUUCCGCGGUGCACAAUGAUCUGGCGAUCGUGGCCAAGUUCCAGGGCGUGGAGGAAAAGCUACCUGUGAACAUUACGCCUGCUCUGGAGGCUUCUGUGGCGAUUCUGGAGGACUCCAAGCGGCGUCUAGAGUACCGGGUGAGUGCGUUCAAGUACCUGUCGGGCUGCCUGAAACUGCUGAUCGACGCUCAUCCUAUUGCAUCUGAUAUGAGCGAGACUAUCAAGAAGGCGGUGACUGCUCUGACGAUGGAGGGUUUCCCCAAAUCCAAGGAUAACGGCGAGUACCACCUCAAGGAUGGUAAAGUCAAGUACCCCGUCAAGCGCAAGCUCGAGGAUGAGCUACUGACGAUGCUGCUGGAGUCGCUCUUCUUCUCUCUAUCCAUCGACGCUGUCAAGGAGGAGGCCACUGAGCUUAUUCACAACCUGUGCGACCAUUUUGUCUUCCUGAACCUUGGUAGAUAUGUUUUGGACAAACGGAAGGAACUCACCUCGUUUGAUCUCAACGAACAUGAGGGCAAGACCUUUUUGGACUGCAAGGCAAUCAUUGGCGCUAUCAUGUUUGCUCUCAGCCACUACAAUGAGUCCAUCAAGCAAGGAGGUAUUGACGCUAUUAAGCAUAUGUUCAACACCGGUGUUACUGUAUUUGGCAGCAAGGAGCUAGCGUUCAAGUUCCCUCUGUACGUGUCCAUGUAUAGACGCUUCUCGCAUGGCUGCUUCGAGGAGGAGUACUACCGCAAGUACGGCGCUGUAUUAGGUCUCAAGACGCUGAUGCAGGACCUGGACUGUCCACUGCGGUGGAUCCAGGUGAAGCAGAUUGAGUUCACCCGAACCAUUCUGUUUGUGUGCAAGGACGUGCCCCCGGAUGUGCCUGGUCACGUGAGAGAUGUGGCUCGAAAUCUUUAUCUCCACAUUUUGCGUCGCUGCAACACUGAUCUGUCUGCCGAGCAGAUGGCAGACAAGUCGUUCAAGCAGGUGGUUGGUUUGCUAGCCUACGAUCUCGGCAACGCCAACAUUUCCGUGCGGGAGACUUCCAAGCAGGCUCUGGCUACUCUUGCUGAAGUGACAAAGUCUGCGUCCGUGUCUGCCAUCCUUGAGCCCGUCAAAACUAUUCUACUGGCUCCAAUUUUCGGCAAGCCGCUGCGAGCUCUGCCUUUCCCUAUGCAGAUUGGCCACAUUGACGCCAUUACCUACUGCCUGGGUCUCGGCAACGGCUUCCUGCCCUUCAACGACGAGCUCACUCGUUUGAUUCUGGAAGCUCUGGCAUUGGUUGACGCCGAGGACGAGUCUCUAACUGCUGCUCACCGAGUAUUCGAACAGCGAACAGCCGAGCAACUCGUGCAACUCCGAAUCGUCUGUAUCAAGUUGCUGUCCGCUGCACUCGCCCAGACCGAGUACACGGCGAUCCAGGCACCUCCCACUCGGUCCAAGAUCAUUGCCGUAUUCUUCAAGACGCUCUAUUCGCGAUCCGACGCCGUUAUCGAAGCUGCCCACCAGGGUCUGCGGUCUGUUCUCUCCAACAAGAACAAGUUGCCCAAAGACCUGCUUCAGAAUGGACUCAAGCCUAUUCUCAUGUCGCUGUCGGACCACAAGCGACUGUCCGUGGCCGGCCUUCAGGGCCUCGCCAAGCUGCUAGAGCUCCUGACGUCUUAUUUCAAGGUUGAGAUUGGCCGCAAGCUGCUGGACCACCUGAGAGCUUGUGCUGAACCUCAGACUCUCCACCAACUGGCUACUCAUAACCUGUCUCUCCAGCAGAACGUACAGAUCAUCGUGGCCAUUUUGAACGUGUUCCACCUGUUGCCGUCUACCGCACACACAUUCAUGAACGAUAUUGUCAAUAUGAUUGUAUAUCUGGAGAGAAAUCUGCGUCGUCAGCAGAAGAGUCCCUUCAGGGUGCCCGUCGGCAAGUUCUUCAACUGCUACCCCGAGCAGACGUUUGACUACUUUGCUCCAAAGCUGCAGGACCGAACACUUGGUCGGUUGUUUUCUUCGAUUUUGACCGAGGACGUUUGUGACGAGCUCAGAGGCGUGGUCAUCACCCGUAUGGACGAACUGGUGGCCAAGAUUGGCGAGUUGCAAGGUGGACAGAGAGCAGUUGCCAUCUGUAACCUGGUUGAGGUGGUGGCUUCUGUGAACGCCAAGCCAGCCAAGCCCAAGGUGGUGAAGGAGGAGAAGAAGGAGGAGGGAGAGGCCGACGGUGAGACAAAGGCAGUGACCAAGACAGAGGAUUCCACGGCUGAAAUCAAGCCUGUCAUGACCCCCCAGCUCCUCUCCAAGCUCGUGGGCCACGUGAAGGACCUGCCUGCUCUGGUAUCCAAAACCCUACCCACAGACCCCAUCCACAUUCAGACGGAGCAGACCAUCGAGACGCUGCAGAACAUUGCGGUCGCGUUUCUGAAGUCGCGUGAUCCGUCCACCUCAUCCAUCGACAUGGUGUUCGGCCUCAUCAAGGUAUUCACGUCCAACAAAGAGCUCAAAAUCUCGUGGUCGUUUCAGCAGUACAUUUUCAACUCGCUGGUGUGUUCCACGGACGUGCUGAUGCGGCGCAAGUAUCUGACCAAGGCGGUGGAGCUGUGCAGCACCUCCAGACACCUCAAUAUUGCCGGACGAAUCUUUGUGUUCAACAAGCUUGUCAAUCCGAUCCUAAUUGUCGAGCAAAAACGCAACAAGUCGCUCGCUCUUCUAUUGGACAAGAUUUCGCAGAACAACAAGGCCGGCAACUGGCUGGAUUUGGUGCACACCAAGAUCUGGCGUCCCUCGCAACUUGAUGCUACCGACGACAAGUCUGCGUCUAUUGACCAGCUUCGGUUCGAGCUGUUGCACUUGUCUGCCCUGCUCAUCAACUACGCUCCUCAGUUGGUGGCUGAGGGCCGAAAGGACAUGAUCAAGUUUGGCUGGAACUUUAUCAAGCUCGACGACAUUGUGUCCAAACAAGCAGCGUACGUGGUCAUCUCGUACUUCAUUGCCGCCUACGAGACGCUGCCCAAGAUUGUGAUUCAGAUCUACGUGGCGCUUCUGAAGACGUCGCAGAACGAGGCUCGUCAGCUGGUGAAACAAGCGCUCGAUUUGCUGGCCCCCGUGCUCCCAGACAGAAUCCCAUCUCCUACAUGGGCCAAGUGGCCUCGACGGGUGCUGUCUGAGUACGGACACAACAUCAUGCAGGUGAUUGGCGUCUACCAGUUUGUGGUGCGGUACCCGGACCUCUUCUACGAGUACUCUGUUUACUUUGUCCCUAACAUCAUUGCCACAAUGCCCAAGCUGUCGUUCUCGCCUGGUUCGCCCUCAGAGAACCAGAAUCUCGCUGCCGAUUUGGCAGGUCUCUUGUUGAAGUGGGAGGAGAGAGCCAAGAGAGAGUACAAGUUGUACGAGAAUGGUGAGUGGCCUAUCAAGGAGGAGAAGGAGGUAAAGAAGGAGGGUGAAGUGAAGGAGGAAAAGAAGGAGGGUGAGCCUGAGGUGGCAGAGGAGGAACCCCCCAAGCCUCCUCCAGAGAGUGUUCUCUCUUCUGCUCAGCUCGAGUCCGUCGUCACAUACCUCAUUCGGUACAUCUGCAUGUACCCCCAGAAGGUGGUGGACUCACCUCUGGCCAGCCGCAUCCUGGACAUUCUCAAGAAGCUUUUGGAGAUUAACGUGCAAUCCCGUGACUGUGUCAAGCUCACCUUCUUUGAUCGGUCGCUUGUCCAGAAUGAUCUCAACUCGCCCAACACUCUGUGUCUUUGUUUGAACGCUCUGGAAGUUGUCAAGGCCACUAUUGCCACCAAGAGCGACCAGUGGAUCCUUGAGAACCUGCCUCAUCUUGAGCGGCUGCUCGAGAAAUGCAUCAAGAGCAACAACUCUGACAUCCAGGAGGUGCUGCAGGGUGCGCUCUCAAUUAUCCUCAAGGCUAUCAAGAACACCGGUGGCAACACUGGCGGGUCUGUGGCUGUUCCUGGUGCCACAGAUGCCGCCGCUGCUCCCGAGGCAGACUCUUCCAUCCCCACCAUCAUCACACUCAUCAACAACACGAUCCUGGAGAACCUUGGCAGCCCCAACUCGAUUUCUGCGGGCACCACGCUCUGCUGGACGCUGUUCCAGGUCGAUCCCACCAUGGUCGAUUUUGUUCUUGCGCCCAUGAUGAAGGCCUUUGGCAAGCUGUGCAAGGACCAUAUCACCCAGAGCGGGGAUGGCGACGGAGAGGCUUCUCUUCCCGAGUUGGAGCGAUCCAUGACCACCAAACUGCUGGUAAAGAUCCUGGACUUGACAUCGACACGUGUCUCGUAUCUCGGAGACCAGCGUCGAGUCUUUCUGUCUCUCUUUGCACAGCUCAUUGAACGGUCACCUGAUCCGGAGCUGUGCAAAAAGAUGAUCUCCAUCACUCGGGGAUGGAUUUUCUCCAAGACGGAGUUGUUCCCAUCCAUGAAGGAGAAGGCUGCCAUUCUUGGCAAGAUGAUCAUAUUUGAGAACAGAGGAGACGCCACGCUCAAGAAGCUGCUCUAUCAGGUCAUCAUUGACAUCUACACCGACCCCCAGCUGGCCAAGUCGGAGCUCUCUAUUCGCAUGGAGACGCCAUUUUUGGUCGGCACCCGAAGUGAAGACUGUGAGAUCCGAAGCAAGCUCAUGAGCAUUCUCAAUGAGUCACUACCUGAGAACUCCGUCAAGCGUCUGUUCUACAUUGUCGGCCACCAAAACUGGGAGGCUCUUGGCGACUACCAGUGGAUCCACCAGGGUCUGCAGCUCAUUUACAACACCAUUGAGGGCAAGUUGGAGCUGCAGCCGGGUAACUAUCUUGUUUCUGGUAUGGACGGUGUUGGCGAGGGUCUCGGAGGGUUGGAUGUUGAGGUUCCAGACGAUCUGCCCACCUCUCCAGAGCUGAAACCCCUGUUACAGAAGCAUGGCGCUUUUCUCAAGGGCAUUCGAGAUGCUCCAGUGUCUUCUCUUCUCAACCCCCUUGUGGACAUCCAGUACUGUUCUCCCGAGACCGUGAACGAGAUGUGGGCGCUGUUGUUCCCCGUUCUUUACGGCCAGGUCCCCCGGAAGGACAAGACGGACUUCAGCAAGGCUCUGGUGACUCUCUUAUCCAAGGAGUACCACAACCGGCAAGCCGAAGCCCGUCCGAAUGUCAUUCAGGCCUUCCUGAAGGCGUUUGAGAAGUGCCAGGGCCUGCUUAUGCCGCCCCAUCUUCUCAAAUAUCUCGGCAAAUCGUUUGACGGCUGGUUCGAGGCUGUAAAGUGCCUGGAAGAUGGCUCCACAGCCGCCAUCCCCUCCAACUCGCAGGUUGAUAGCGCCAAAAUUGAGGAGGCUAAUCUUGACGCGCUGGCCGAGCUUUAUGCGGGUAUCCAGGAGGACGAUACCUUCUAUGGCCUAUGGAGACGUCGGGCGCGGUACACAGAAACUAACUCUGCCAUUUCCUACGAGCAGUGUGGUAUGUGGAGUCGGGCUCUUCAGCUGUAUGAAGCUGCUCAGAUCAAGGCGCGGUCUGGAGCCCUUCCCUACGGCGAGUCCGAGUACUCUCUCUGGGAAGACCACUGGAUUCUAUGUGCCCAGAAGUUGCAGCAGUGGGAUAUUCUCACUGAGCUGGCCAAGCAUGAGGGUUUCACCGAUCUGCUGCUUGAAUGCGGCUGGCGAGUGGCUGACUGGAAUGCCGAUAAGGAGCCGCUUGAGCAGUCAAUCAGAACUGUCAUGGACGUGCCUACACCCCGACGACAGAUUUUUGAGACGUUCCUGUGUCUGCAGAGUUACGCCCAGAAGGGUGAGACGUUGCAGACGCUGUCCAAAUACUGUGACGAGGGCAUUCAGCUGGUGCUCCAAAACUGGGCUGCUCUGCCAACUCCCAUCACGGGAGCCCACCUCCCGUUGCUGCACACCUUCCAGCAGUACGUGGAGUUCAUGGAGGCGUCGCAGGUGUACACUUCCCUGGCCUCUACCACGGCUCAGAACCUGGAUGCCAAGUCUCAGGAGCUCAAGGGUGUGCUUCAGGCCUGGAGAGAGCGUCUUCCCAACGUAUGGGACGAUAUCAACAUCUGGGGUGAUCUUGUGACCUGGCGUCAGCACGCGUUUGGCGUCAUUAACCGGGUGUAUCUUGGAUUGGUCCCUCAAGGCCAACAGGGCCAACAGGGCCAGCAGGGAGCUGGAGCUUCUACUUCCUCAUUUGCCUACCGGGGCUACCACGAGAUCGCCUGGAUCAUCAACCGGUUUGCCCACGUGGCUCGUGUGCACAACAUGCCCGAUGUGUGUAUCAACCAGUUGAGCAAGAUUUACACGCUGCCCAACAUUGAGAUUCAGGAGGCGUUCCUCAAGCUGCGGGAGCAGGCCAAGUGUCACUACCAGAACCAGGCCGAGUUGAACACCGGUCUGGAUGUCAUCUCCAACACCAACCUGGCGUACUUUGUGGCCCAACAAAAGGCGGAAUUCUUCACGCUCAAGGGUAUGUUCUUGGCCAAGCUAAAUGUCCAGGACGACGCAAACCAGGCUUUCGCCACCGCUGUCCAAAUUGACCUCUAUCUCCCCAAGGCCUGGGCCGAGUGGGGCUAUUUUAACGACAAGCGGUUCAAGGAGAACCCCAAGGAUAUCAUUUACGCCAACAACGCCAUUUCGUGCUACCUGCAGGCUGCGGGACUGUACAAGAACGGCAAGGCUCGAAAGCUGCUGGGCCGAAUUCUCUGGCUCAUUUCGCUGGACAACCAGCAGGGCAAUCUGGCACAGGCGUUCCAAAACUACCGUGGCGACGUGCCGGUGUGGUACUGGAUCGUCUUUAUUCCGCAGCUCCUCACCUCUCUGGCACACAGAGAGGCUCGAAUGGCGUCUGCGAUUUUGAUCAAGAUUGCAAAGACGUACCCCCAGGCGUUGCAUUUCCACCUCCGAACCACCAAGGAGGACUAUUCUGUGCUCCAGCGACAAGCCAUGGCUGCCAGGGCUUCAGGAGGUACUCCUGGAGCCGCUGGUGCUGGCGGCACCCCCGGAGCUUCUGGAGCUGGUGCUGGCGGCACCCCUGCCGCUGGAACACCUCCUGGCGGCUCUCCUGCCGGUUCCGCACCGUGGGAGUAUGUGGACGAGAUCAUGGGUAUCCUUAAAACCGCUUAUCCCCUCUUGGCACUCUCUCUCGAGACCCUGGUCGACCAAAUCUACCAGCGUUUCAAGUGCCAGGUGGACGAGGACGCGUACCGACUCAUCAUGGCGCUGCUCAACGAUGGCGUGCAGUACAUGGGCCGAUUGCCUUACCCUAAGGAGGAUGCCAAGCUUCCUGCCACGACCGAGGCCAACAUCACGCGGUUCGCCGAGUCGGUGUUGCCCAAGCACAUCAAGUCCGCGUUUGAGGCCGAGUUUGUGACCGACAAGCCCAAUCUCGAGACGUACGUGACGCGGCUGCGAAAGUGGCGUGACCGGUUUGAGGAGAAGCUGGACUCUCGAAACAGCUCGAUUCACCUGGAAGCGCUGUCUCCCCAUCUCUCCGAGUUCCACUACCAGAAGUUUGAGGACAUUGAGGUGCCUGGACAGUACCUACAGCUUAAGGACUCCAACAUGCACUUUGUCAAGAUUGACCGGUUCAUGCCCACGGUGUCAAUUGUGCGGGGCCAUGGAAUCUGCUACAAGCGGCUUACCAUCCGUGGCCACGAUGGCUCCAUGCACCCCUUUGCCGUACAGUAUCCCUCAGCGCGGCAUUGUCGACGGGAGGAGCGGGUGAUGCAGUUGUUCCGUAUCUUGAACGACGCCCUCUCGCGCAACAGAGAGACCCGCAAGCGGUACCUGCAGUUCACACUACCCCUGUGUGUGCCUUUGUCCCCUCACAUUCGUCUGGUGCAGGACGACUCGCGCUACGUGUCCAUGCAGGCCAUCUACGAGGACUUUUGUCACCGCAAGAACGUGUCAAGGGACGAGCCGUCGAUUUUUGCCAUGCACCAGCUGCGGGCUGCGUUUGAUUCCAAGCUGCCCAAGCCAGACAUUUCGUCCAUCAAGAUGGAGAUUCUGAGCUCGAUCCAGGAGGAGUUGGUGCCCAAGACGGUCUUCAGCGACUACUUUACGCGUAUCUACCCGCAGUUUUCGGACUUUUGGCUCUUCCGAAAACAGUUUUCGUAUUCGUAUGCUGGUGUCACCUUCCUGAUCUUCAUGAUGAGUAUCAACAACCGGUACGCCAACAAGAUUCUCAUCAACACGGGCAGUGGCAACGUGUGGACCACGGACAUUGUGCCGGUUCUGCCGCCGCAAAAGUCCACACCCACGUUCCACAACGGCGAGGCCGUGCCCUUCAGACUGACCCCCAAUAUCCAGCAGCUCAUGGGCCCUACAAACAUGGAAGGUCUGUUUUCGUUUGCCAUCAUGUUAAUUGCGCGGGCCGUGACUGAGCCUGAGUUCUCGCUUGACCAGUACAUGUCGCUGUUUGUCAGAGACGAAAUGAUCUCCUGGUACACUCAGCAGCACCGACCGUCGGUGCAGGACCAGCAACUUCGGGAAAUUGUAAAGGUCAAUGUCGAUGGUAUUGUCAAGCGGGCUUCUUCUCUGGCUCAGGUGGGUCAGGGCAACGUGCCUGCCAACCAGACUGUCAUUGAUCUGAUUUCUCAGGCUGUCAACCCAAGAUACCUGGCCUUGACCGAUAACCUCUGGCAGGCCUAUCUUUAA